Gamsiella multidivaricata is the source of this 1086-nucleotide messenger RNA. RefSeq lists its product as uncharacterized. Gene Ontology annotation, molecular function: sterol binding. NCBI's taxonomy places the organism in Eukaryota, Fungi, Mortierellomycota, Mortierellomycetes, Mortierellales, Mortierellaceae. Bases 1 to 1086 code for a protein of 361 amino acids. The transcript has 5 exons. Gene Ontology annotation, cellular component: cytosol; intracellular membrane-bounded organelle; membrane. The record is from RefSeq and is a predicted model, not a curated record.
AUGGCAGACGCCAAGGUACAAAACAUCCCCGUCGACGGCGAGGACACAGAGGUCCUGGACGAAGGCACAAAGAGUAUCCUUAUGGGCAUCAUUGCCCAGCUUGGCAAGAGCACCGACCUCCAUCGCGUUACCCUCCCCACUUUCGUCCUCGAACCCCGCAGUAUGCUUGAGCGCAUCACGGACUUUAUGUCCCACCCAGAGCUGAUUAUCAAAGCGAACCAAAUCGAGGAUCCAGUUGAGCGCUUCGUGGCAGUGACACGAUACUACUUAUCGGGAUGGCAUAUUAAGCCAAAGGGUGUGAAGAAGCCGUACAAUCCUAUCCUGGGCGAACAAUUUCGUGCACAGUGGCAGUUCGCGGACGGCACAGAGGCAUUCUACGUUGCAGAGCAAGUCUCGCAUCACCCUCCUAUCUCCGCAUUUUACUACGCGAGUCCAGAAAACAACCUCAGUAUCAUAGGUGAUCUCUUGCCAAAGUCAAAGUUUUUGGGCAACAGUGCAGCAACGUUGAUGCAGGGCGAGAUCAGAGUCUCUUUCACAAAUAGGCCAGGAGAGGACUACAUUAUCACCAUGCCCAACGUUUACGCGCGUGGUAUUUUGUUUGGCACGAUGCUCUUGGAAUUGGGAGAUGUUGCCUCUGGCUUCUUCACCGGCACAUACAACGGCAUUUCAGGGAAGAUCAAGCGUGAAUCGACUGGAGAAUGCCUUUAUGAAAUCUCUGGAAAGUGGUCCGAUGAAAUCUACAUUAAGAAGGGUACCAAAAAGGAUCUGCUCUUUGAUGUCAAAACGUCCACGAUCCACCCAAAGGUUGUAGCGUCAGAAGAACAGCAGGAACCGAAUGAAUCUCGGCGACUAUGGAGCAAACUGACAGCGGCGCUCAGAAUCAACAACCAGGAUGUCGCCAGCGUCGAAAAGAACAAAGUCGAGGAGGAUCAGCGUGCAAGGACGAAGGAACGCGAGGACCGCGGACACCCUCAUGUCCCACGAUACUUUGAACCCAACGGAAACGGAGGGUUUGACAUCAAGCUGAAAGAGUACGCAAGCGUAUCUGCUAUCAUGCUGCAUUCUAUCGCUUCGCCAAUCAACUAG